AUGAGUGCUGAAAGCAUAAGUGAUGAUUCUAGCCUUGACAGCUUCCAAACGGAUUACCGGCGGAAUCUAUCUCUAGGUCGCCUUCCCGAGUUCCUCUCCCACUUCACCUUUGGUUUUGCAGAUGGCCUCAAGGUUUCAUUCGCACUGACGGCAGGAUUAUCGUCCCUAGGUUACACUAAGACGGUCAUCUACGCCGGGAUGGCCGAAAUUUGUGCUAGGUGCAUCAGCAUCAGCAUGGGCAUCGGUGGAUAUCUUGCGGCGAAGGGGGAAAUAGCCAUGAAGAGCCGAGAUCACGGCGAGGGGCUCGAGUUGGCUGGACGAGAGAGCAUCUUAGAAUAUCUCGCACCCUUAGAACUCCCGCCUCAUCUUCUCCAAUACGUAAAAGCUCAUAUCGACUAUAAUCCUGCUGUGUCGCGGCGGCUGCUGUGCCACUUGAACUCGACUGCCGAUGGUUUAACAAGUAAGACCAAGGGAUUCCCGCCUGCGGUGGUCGGACUGUCAGAAUCCGUCGGGUACAUGCUCGGUGGACUGCUACCGCUGUUCCCGUACUUCUUCGUCGGUCAAGUUGCUGAUGGUCUGCGUUGGAGCUUCGCUGUCUGCAUUUUGGCCUUGUUCGUCUUCGGGUUUGCCAAGGACUAUCUUCUCCAUAACGAGUCCGUUGGAAGUAGUUGGCGAUAUGGAGGUACAAAAAGAGGCCCUGUCGUGUGGGAAAGGGUGAAAAAAAGGCUGCUGGGAAGGGAUGUGGAUGGUCGUCAUUGUAUAGCUCCAGGAUUCCGUCGUGCUAUUAUACCCUCCCCUAAGUCGUCUAGUAAACAGCUCGAAUUAUAG
Messenger RNA from Daldinia loculata, 828 nucleotides. Its product is annotated as VIT family-domain-containing protein. The transcript has a single exon. Gene Ontology annotation, molecular function: manganese ion transmembrane transporter activity; iron ion transmembrane transporter activity. Gene Ontology annotation, cellular component: fungal-type vacuole membrane. NCBI's taxonomy places the organism in Eukaryota, Fungi, Ascomycota, Sordariomycetes, Xylariales, Hypoxylaceae. Bases 1 to 828 code for a protein of 275 amino acids. Gene Ontology annotation, biological process: intracellular manganese ion homeostasis. The record is from RefSeq and is a predicted model, not a curated record.